AUGAAUCGGUGGUCGUUCCUAGCUAGGCCAGUGCUACAGUCAUCGUCAAGAUCACAUAUAUCGUACAGACAACUUGCCAUUUCUCGAAUCAGCCAUGCUUCGAAUCCAUUUGGAAAGCUCACAUCGCUCAAACAGAAAGACACCACUGCAGCCACCACCACCCAGACACAGACACAGACAAAAGCAGUAGAGGGGGGAGAAGAUACCAUAGUCAAGAACGAGGACGGAGAAGUCGACAUCAAGUCGAUAACGCCGCGGAACGACGUGCAAUUGCGCGAGUACCACGCAGAGAAAGCAGCCAAGGUCCGCGAAGCCAACUCGCUCGAGUCGAUGAUCCACCCGUUGAAACUUGCGCUUUUCAACAAGGUAGUUGCCGAGCACGGUUUUUUCAAAAACGACCAGAUUGUGCAACACGAGGGACGAGCAUUGCGAUUCCAUUUGACACCGGAGGAGAUUGAAGUUUUGGAGCCGUCGAUUUUCCUCCACUCUUACCGGAUCAAGUCGUCGAUGAAGAAGGCCACUGUCGUCAACCGAUUUGUGCGCGGGAUGGAGCUCAAGACCGCCAUCACGCAGCUCCAUUUCAACCCCAAGAAAAUGGCUACUGAGUUGGAGAAGUUGUUGAAGAAUGGCUUGGAGCAAGCACGCCAGCAAGAGUAUGAUGUCGAUCGCGUUUAUAUUGCGCGGUUGUGGACUGGUAGUGACGGAGACUGGAAAAAGAGAGCUGAUAUCAAGGGAAGAGGCAGAUGUGGGAUCAUCCAGCAUCGUUAUGUCCACUUGAAGUGCGUGUUAAAGACUCAACAGACCAAGUUGCGGAUUGCUUGGGAAAAAGCCGAGAAGGAAAAAGCCCGCAAACCUAAGAUGUAUUUGAAUAAUGAGCCGUUGAACAUCAAGGUGAGAGGCUGGUAUAAAUGGUAA
Lodderomyces beijingensis is the source of this 915-nucleotide messenger RNA. The record is from the annotation of a GenBank genome assembly. NCBI's taxonomy places the organism in Eukaryota, Fungi, Ascomycota, Pichiomycetes, Serinales, Debaryomycetaceae.